AUGCAAAUCACAGGAGUGCGGGGUAAUGCGAAGCGCAGUGAGCCAGGAGAGAGGAUGACGUCCUUUCCCACCUUGCCGCGUGUGGACCCACCCAAUAUUACCUCAUCUCUGCUCGGCAAGAAGGGGGAGGAGAGAAAACAAACUAAACAGUAUAACUCGCUUCUUGCGAAAUGUGAGUCAUUAGUGUCAGGUUGUCUUCCACUCGGAGGCGGCACUCAGCAACCCGACCGGAAAUCUCCGGCAUGUGUUGCACCUCAAUCCACAUCUGGACGGUUACCAAGCAUUAGAUUAAAGCCCGACCACACACAAACUACUGUGCCCAUCGGUAUAAACAAGGGGACAACUGGGCUAGGGCCUCCGGGCGGUGGCGCUAAGUUUUGCGGAAGUGCAAGAUUUAAUUCCUCAAAUGAAGCUCCUGGUUCUGAGGGGUCGGAUGACAGUUCCGAAGCUCCAGACACUUUCCCCAAUAUCUCUGGGAACAUGGGGAGACCCUGCAUUCGUUCGUCGACGUUAAAACAGGGGGAUGAAACACCCGAUGUGCGAGUGAAUCUUUGCCAAAGAUUUAGCACUGCCAUUGAUAUGCUAAAUGAAGAGGAGGCAGUGCCAUGUACAGAUGGGACUGAAAGCAACCUUACUAACGGUGAUGAAAAUCCCUUUAGUCAACCUUCGUUGGCAAAUAGCAGUUGUUGCACCACCCCACGCAAGGGCGCCCCGCAUUCUCCGAAAGACGGCUCCAAUCCACCGCCCGCGGCCCGUUUGAAAUCAGGUGGAAAGCGUGUGGUUAUUCGACGCACUCCAGAAACUAGUCGGCCUGGCACGAAUGAUUGCCAAACCUGUAAACCGUCUAUGGAGGAGCUAAAGGUUGGUAGAAGGGUCUCUGUUACUUCACUGAGAAUGCGUGAGGCCGAAAAUGAGGAACUUGGGGUUCCAGACGACAUGCCAAUGGACGUCACGGUUAUGAAACAUAUGAUGCUGCGGGAAACACAGAAGCGACAAACAAAGAAGGAUGCCCCGUCCAUAUACUCCGUAACACUUCCAUCCUUUGAUGAAACAACAGGAAAACUGGGAGAUAGUUGCUCAUUUCCCAGUUCUCUGCCCGUGAGUGAGGCCAUUGAAAAGGUGCUUUUACUGGAGCGUGGAGAGCAAAGAGUAAAGACAACAAGUGUGGGAAUCACGAACUUCCUGAAGAACUUUUCAGAAAGCCAUGAGAUUAUAUACUUGUUCUUUUGGUAUAUUGUAGCACACGCACGUCGCGCCUCCUCUGAACGAGUUCUUAUCGACCGCUAUGUUAACCUGGAACACGUCUUUCGCACCAUGUUUCCUCGCUAUAUGUCUGAUCUACCACCUUUAUCGGUGCUUGAGCAGAUUGUUACCAGACGUCUGAGAAAUGCCUGUACUGGGAGGAACAUUAGUAGCGAGAGGAAGGCAGAAACAAGAGCCUUGGUUCUGGAGGAUAUUAUAGCGAUGCUGUCAGCACCUGAACCAUGUAGUAGCAAUAUAUUUAAUAUUGCUUCCUCCUUCGUGUUUGGUGACGCUGAAGAAGCCAAUGAGAAUGCGGACACUAUGAAGAGCUGCACGGACACAACUCACCCAACGCUCGAUCCGUUACAACUGAAUCGUGCUGAUAGGGAGGAUGAUGGUGGUAAGGCAGGUGCAACUGACGACACGAAGAGCCCGAUGCACGACGGCGUGAAGGUGAUGACGUUGCGGUUGGCAAAUGCCAUAGACACAUUCACCGUUGCUCACGUUGAAGUGUGCGAACUGAGGAAUCUUGCAGAACGCUGCUUUCACCGACUUGCCAUGCUAUUUGGUGAGUCCUUUGAACGGCUGCGGUCAGAGAAGGAUAAUGUCUUCUCAGCUUAUAUGAUUAUCGUGCCUCACGUAACAUACUACGCUCUGGUUCACUGUUUUCCAAACGACUUCUUAGCAGGUCUUCUCAACGCCGUCAUGCGUGUGAAUAUUUACCGUAUAUUUUACUACUGGUGCAGUGGUCUGGUGGCAACCUAUGUGCGUUCCUCUGGGUGGCCGACACCGCGGCAAAGGAAAGGGGGAGCGCAGCCCUCUUUUGACCACCAGUCGCGUGGAAGCGGGGCAGAUUUCAACGGGCUCCCUCCUAUCAAACGAGGGAGUAGACCUCUUGACAGCGAUCCGAACGCGGCCAACAGCACCGGUCCCUCCUCACCUCGUGGGGGUUCAAAUGAUGGCGAGCAGUCCACCGCAGCAGGGUCCGCAGCAGAGGAUGAGCAGCUUGAAUUUCUUGGUGAUGACUCGUUUGAUGAUGUUGAUGUAGAAGUGGUAAACGGAUAUCACAGGAUAGUGCUGGAGUUCAAAAAGUACGCUAAGCACGUCAAUUUUCUUGUUCAGAAACUUGAGCAGCGCACGACCUCCAUGCACGACCGGUUGACGGAAGCGCCAAAGCAGGAAUGCCCCGAAGGCAACUGCAACAAAAAAGGUGGAAAGUCCGUUUGCUUCACAGAGACAGGUGCGGACGCCCCACUUGGCACGAAUAAGAGCGUAAAACUCGGUACCGGUGUGGUUACCGAGUCUCUAAAUGAUGACACGAAGGGGAAGACAGGGAAAAAAAUUAGGCAAAACUCAUUGGGGGGCCAGACAAAGCAUAACGGCAAUGAGGGAAACAAUGUUCUACCACAGAUAUUUCCCAACGGAAAGAGCAGGGCUUCGGUCUCGUUUUCAGUAGGUGCUGGCAAGCAAAAUACAAGCGGGAAUAACAAUCAGAGUGGCAAUGACACUGCUGUCCGCGACUCUGUGAUAUGUAGUUUCCCCCUUGAUGCUGCACUCGCAAAGGUGAGAAAUUACAUUGAAGCACACUCAGCCGCGAGUAUUGCGCAUGUGCCACUUCCCCCUUUAGAUGACACGUUAGAGGAGAAACCGACUUUUACGCUUGUGGAACACGACGAGAAUUCGGCGGUGGGCAUAUUACCCGCCACCAUUACGACCAAUACCCGCAGCACCCGUGACAGAACUGUAAAGGUACCACUUCCUUUAAGCUCGCCGCUGUUCCUUCACUACGCGAGGCAUCGGCUGCAUCCUUCUGUACUUUCAAACUUAGGGGGUGUAGAUGCUUCCAAAGUGAAAACAUCGGCACAACCGAGCCCCCGCUGCUUUCCGUCCGGUACUCAGUUCGAUAAUAGAACUGCCUCACCAGGGGCAUCUAAGCAGUUAACUGACGCAUUUUCUAGUGGGGCUGUCACGCCCCGGUACAUUGAGAACGGUGAAGCAACAAAGCGGACACCAAUGACCCUUAUUGAAAGUUCGAAAAAACCCAUACGCAUGACGCUAAUCCCAGCCUCUGAGACGCAUCCUCGGCCACUUCAGUUUGAAGGGUUGACAAAAGAAAUCAGGAAAAGGCACAUGCAGUUUGAGCAAAAUAUGGUUUGCUUGCAAGAACGGGAGCAACAACACCGACAGGAGUAUAACAAGAAUACCCAGCGCGGACUGAAUCUUGCACAUCAACUGCUCUCCGGUGUAUUUCAAGAAGCUGCAGAUACGGAUUUGGGAAGGGCUAUGAAGAACCGAAAGAAAAAAAGUGUUGCAACACCAAAGAAGUAA
Trypanosoma brucei brucei TREU927 is the source of this 3570-nucleotide messenger RNA. RefSeq lists its product as hypothetical. NCBI's taxonomy places the organism in Eukaryota, Euglenozoa, Kinetoplastea, Trypanosomatida, Trypanosomatidae. The coding region runs from base 1 to 3570 and encodes 1189 amino acids. The record is from RefSeq and is a predicted model, not a curated record. The transcript has a single exon.